GUUUUUUUAGCUCUUUGCCGCUGUGCGGGUGUAGAAAUCCCGCUCUUAUUAUCCACAUCGCAGCAGACGCAUCUCGUUACUGUUCUGCGCACGACUUUGCCUUUCCUUCGCAUCUCUAUGGCUACAGUGCCCGCAGUCCAAGAGGCUCCAAAGGCGCGGCCGACGCACUGUCCGCCGACGAGGCCGAAGACGAAGCGCCCGCGCACGCUCGCCGACGUGCCGCAGGCUGUGCUACACAAAGAGAUUUUCAGGUUCGACGCGCUCCAAAGGGAGAACGAACACCUACGGUCCGAGGUCGCGCGCCUCCGCAAAAUACUAACCCAACCCUACUACGAAGCCUCGUUGGAGCUCAUCAAGCGCCAAGCAGCAAUGGGCCAGAUAGAGGCCGACCUCUUCACCGACGACCUCGUAGAAGCCUAUGCGGACAGCGACGAACCGCUGACGCUGGCGGAUCAAUGGCCGCAGCUGACGACGGAGGACAAGUGUUCCAUCGUGCCGCAGCUCGUCGCCCGGGGGUUUUGCGUGGAGACGCUCGUUGGAGCCAACGUGGCCGCCCCGAUUUCCGUGUAUUUUAAAUACGAAUGGGACGACGCGGACCGGGCUGGGAGCGGCAAGAUGCACCGUUUCCAUGCGCCGCCGACGCCGCGCUUCAAGGUCGGGGACGCGAUCCUCUGCAAGACGGGGCCCGCGGCGGACGCGUGGGAGCCAGGCAGCAUCGUCAAGAUCGGUUGGGCGGAAUCGGUGUUGGAGCUCGAGAAGGAUUACGUGGCCGCGUACCAGAUACAGCUCGCCAAUUCGGAGGAUCUGGUAUAUGCGCCGAACGACACCGACGAGUAUGUCCGCCCUUAUGUCGACUCACCCCCCGCGAAGAGACGGAAGCUAGACAAGUAGUAAGUUUUGUGAUUGA
Messenger RNA from Pelagomonas calceolata, 907 nucleotides. Lineage: Eukaryota; Pelagophyceae; Pelagomonadales; Pelagomonadaceae. The record is from the annotation of a GenBank genome assembly.